Misgurnus anguillicaudatus (oriental weatherfish) is the source of this 3882-nucleotide messenger RNA. RefSeq names its product phosphatidylglycerophosphate synthase 1 (gene pgs1). Gene Ontology annotation, cellular component: mitochondrion. Gene Ontology annotation, biological process: cardiolipin biosynthetic process. NCBI's taxonomy places the organism in Eukaryota, Metazoa, Chordata, Actinopteri, Cypriniformes, Cobitidae. Gene Ontology annotation, molecular function: CDP-diacylglycerol-glycerol-3-phosphate 3-phosphatidyltransferase activity. The record is from RefSeq and is a predicted model, not a curated record.
CAGUGUGUUAGAGUCUUGCGUGUUUCACUAGCGUUAGCUUGUGGUUUUGUAAAGGAGAACUCUUUUAUUCAUGUAUUGUUAUAAAAACGACUUGAAUGCAGAUAUGUGGUGUAAAUGUUAAGUAGAAACUUUCAUAAUAAUAAUAUGUUUUAUAUAUAGAGCGCCUUUCUGAGGACCCAAGGUUGCUUUACAGUAAUUACAAAUACACAUAACGUAGACACAUAACUGUAUACAUAUAAACUUUACGUUACCUCUGCUAAUGUUUAGUGCUUGUUACUUUCGGUAAACACCCUCGUGUCUUUUAUAUUAGUGAUUGACAGCUGUCAAACUGCACUUCGGACAGUGUGAUGAGGGUUACAGUCAGUCUCCAAAUAGAUACAAACAGGAAAAUCUGAUAACGUAGGUAACGUUAAGCACUUGCGUUAAAAGAGAUGUUAUCAAGUUCAGGCAUGUCACUAGAGUACAAAAAUCAUAUUCUUGAUUCAGACAGUGAUUAUGGAACAUAUUAAACACCAAAAGUUUUGUUAUGUAGAUAAAAAGUUCAUGCACUUAGUCAAAAAGACAAAACAACAUGAGACAGAAUAAUACAGGAACAGUAUUACAUCCCAGUAAGUUACCUAUUAGUUGUUUGAGUAUUCAGGGAGCUUGUUGGAUGGCUUUUUAUAAAUAUGUACGUUUAUGCAGAUGCUUUCACCCAAAGUGAGGUUUGCUUUAAUAUUAUUAGAUGUGCAUUGCAAUAAAAUAACAGUUAAGAACACUUACACAUGAACUGUUUUGCAACACACCUAUUAUUUUAUUAAAGUCACAUUUCUAUUAUCUAAAUCAACUAACUUUUAAUCCAGAAAGUUUUCCCUGCAUUUUCUCAUGCUUUUCGCACAAAGCCAGUACGUUAUGGCAGAUUUGUCACUGUGUGUUUUUAUAACCAGUUUGAUCUGUGCAAGAGAUGGAGGUCAUUUAGAUUUGCAAUCAGCAGUUCACCAGCAUUGUUUUACACUCGGUCAUAACGGCGCCUCUUUCAUUUGGUUUUCUCUGGAUUUAUGUGAGCUCUACUGUCGUGUGCGGUGAGGCUCCGGAUUCGAUGAAGAAAAACACUGUCUGGGUUGUAAAGAACUCAGCGUGACCUUGGGGUUUGGCAGUAGAUCUAAGUGAAGGGUUGCAGGGUUUUAGACUUCAUGUUGUGUCAAACAGACCAUAUUACUGCCUUUGUGCCUUGUACUGUUGCCUUUGGAGCUGGACAUUACCAUGUUUAGUGGAAGUCACAAGUCAGAUCACUUGGUCGCCGUCUUGGUAGCUCUCAAGGUCUGAUAUUUUUUGUAGAUCUACUGUGCUACUCUUGGCCCCUCUCCUGGCAGAGACUGACCCGUCCCCCCUGGCCUCCUCCAGACCGCCGGGCUUCACCGGGGUCGAUGGGCUCCACACUCGCUUCCACUGGAUGGCAGAUCAUGUACCUGCUUUUAAGGUCCCUGGGGGACACAUUCGUGUUCUCCAUUCACCUGAUGAGUUCUAUCAGGCUAUGAAGGCUCGAAUCAAAACAGCCAAGAGUCGUGUGGUCAUGGCCUCCCUCUACCUUGGCACAGGACCUCUAGAGCAAGAUCUUGUUGACUGCAUGGAAGAGGCAUUAGAGCGAUCGCAAGCAAAAGAUGCACCUGAACUCAAAGUGGAUUUUCUGCUAGAUUAUACUAGAGGCUCAAGAGGUAAACACAAUUCCCGCACAAUGUUGUUGCCGCUUCUCCAGCGGUUCCCUGAACAGAUGAGAGUGUCCCUCUAUCACACACCCGACCUGCGGGGUCUGCUGCGACUUAUGGUGCCCGAGCGUUUCAACGAGACCAUCGGGGUGCAGCACAUCAAAGCUUACCUUUUCGACAAUAGUCUCAUCAUUAGUGGGGCCAAUCUGAGCGAUUCCUACUUUACAAACCGCCAGGAUCGGUAUGUGCUUCUGGAGGAUUGUGAAGAGGUGGCUGAUUUCUUUGCUGAUCUUGUGGGAGCUGUUGGUGAUGUAUCUCUGCAGCUUCGACCAGACGACAGUGUGGACAUGAUGGAGGGGAUGGUGCAUCCCUACAAAGGUAAUCGAGCAGAUUUCUCCACAUCAGCACAGAGACAGAUCAUGGAGGUGGUCAGCUCUGCCCGUGUCCGGCAGAACAUGCUAGAGUGCACGGAUGCUCCGGACUCUGAUGCCACCGUGCCAAACGACACCUGGAUCUUUCCUCUCGUGCAAAUGAAGCCUCUGGGGAUUCACCUGGAUGAGCAAGUAACAAAACGCCUACUCACAGAGGCAGGUGAUGACUCUGUGGUCUACCUGACGUCGGGUUACUUUAACCUAACAAAGACAUACAUGCAGCUGGUGCUGGGUGCUGAUGCAGACUACCGCAUCCUUAUGGCCUCACCGGAGGUUAAUGGGUUUUUCGGGGCCAAAGGAGUGGCAGGUGCAAUUCCUGAGGCCUAUGUUUACAUUGCACGACAGUUCUACAACAAGGUGUGUCAACUUGGUCAGGAGAGCCGCAUCCACUUACAUGAAUACUAUCGUGAUGAUUGGACCUUUCAUGCUAAAGGACUGUGGUACUGUGUCAGAGGAAUAGACCGACCGUGCCUCACUCUUAUUGGCUCUCCAAAUUUCGGAUAUCGCUCUGUGCACAGAGAUCUGGAGGCUCAGAUUGCCAUAGUAACAGAAAAUGAGGAACUUCAGGUCCAACUGCAACAGGAACAGGAGAUGUUAUAUAAAAGCUCGACUGAAGUUUCAAGCUCAACUUUUAAUCAGCCUGAUCGAUAUGUGAAGUUAUGGGUUAAACUGGUUACUCCAUUUAUCAAGAACUUCUUCUGAGAAACAGCAGGCCUGUGACGACACAUCUCAUCUCACAAAAAAGGUCGAAGGUCCAGAUGAAGGUGGGCUUGCACAUGUGUGCUUUUUACACAAGCAUUUGUGAAUAUUUGUGGUCUAUGAAGAUGGCUUUUGAAAGAUGUCUGGCCUUGCAGCUCAUUGAGUCAUUGCGACCGCUCAACAUUUCUGCUGUAUGGUGUUAUUUAAAAUAACAACAUUUAUCUUUUAUAACCUCUGUUCACUGUUACAAGGAAAAAUGCAUGUGAAACCACCAGUAUCAUACAUGAUGAGCCACAACGUGAAAGAUUUGAUGCGUUUACAAACAGUAUGGCACAUAUGAACUUCGCCGUUGGUUUGAUGUGCAGUGCAUUCACUGUGGAAGUGAUCAUAACAUUUCCUAAACUUAUUUUUAGUUCAUUUAAAUGUUGUUUUGUCUUGUCAUUGUUAUAAUUCCAAAUCUGUUCUACCAAAACACAAACCAUUGUAAUCGUACCUUGCUUUAUCUUUUGUAGGAAAUAUAGCAGAAGUUGCUUAAGGUACAGAAAGAAUAAAGUUCAUCUCAGGGGUCUUUGAAAUGCAGUCACACACAUUUCAGUAGCUUAGUUACUUUAUCUUUAUUUAAAAUGACAUAUUUACAGAUUGUUGUUUUUUACAUACAGUAUAAUGUUUAGUUAGGGUUAUGCCAUCGCGUGGAUUGCCGUAACUUUCCGUUACUUACAGUGUGAAGCUUGCCUAGUACUGCAAGAGAGAUUUUAAAAGAAAGCUUCAGAUCCUGACCAGGCUUCAAUAUUUAUUGAUACUGCACUGCUUGAGAAAAACGUUAAACAAAAUACAUGCAAUGUAUUUGAGAUCUUCAUGACUGUGUACUUACCAGAAAUUGUUGCCAUUACCAGGAGUAUGGCAGUAUUAUCAUUUUAACAUCAGUUAUAGAGCUGGUUUGCAAAAGUUGAAAAUCUGUGGUUGGUUUUGUAAUAAAAACUAAAAGUCUUUUAAAAAUUGACAAAAUUUUGUUCUUGUAGUUUAUUUUGUCAAUGUAAAGAUUGUUUUUAAGAAUAUAAAGGAUAACA